AUGAGCGGCGUGAUGUCGGAUCUGGACCGUCAGAUCGAGCAGCUGAGGCGAUGUGAGCCGUUGAAGGAGUCGGAGGUGAAAGCGCUGUGCAUGAAAGCCAUGGAGGUGCUGGUGGAGGAGAGCAACGUGCAACGAGUCGACUCCCCUGUAACAGUAAGAGCUCGUUUUCGCAGAGCUUCGCAAAUAACAGUAGCCAGGUGCAUGAAAGCCAUGGAGGUGCUGGUGGAGGAGGGCAACAUGCAACAAGUCGACUCGCCUGUAACGGUACUAUAUUCCCUUCGCAUGCUUUCGCGAGUGACUGUAACCAGGUGCAUGAAAGCCAUGGAGGUGCUGGUGGAGGAGAGCAACGAGGAACAAGUCGAUUCACCUGUAACAGUAGCCCCCCUCCCCUCUUUUGCCUCCCUCCCCUCGCAGCUCUUUAUACGACAUGAUGAGGCUCUUAUGAAGUGCGUGCGGUCCUGUGGCAUCUCACUCAUCUUUUACCCUUUCGCCAACCUCCCAAACUCUACCUCCCGGCAUCAACCACAAACCCCAUCACAGCUCUGUGGCGACAUUCACGGGCAGUUUUACGACAUGAUGGAGCUCUUCAAAGUGGGCGGCGACUGUCCACAAACGAAUUACCUCUUUAUGGGGGAUUUUGUGGACCGGGGAUUCUACUCCGUCGAGACCUUCCUUCUCCUUCUAGCGCUCAAGGUGCGAUAUCCUGAUAGAAUCACACUCAUUAGAGGGAACCACGAGAGUCGACAAAUAACACAGGUGUAUGGCUUCUACGAUGAGUGUUUGCGCAAGUAUGGAUCAGUGAACGUGUGGCGGUACUGCACCGACAUCUUUGACUACCUCAGCCUGUCAGCGCUGGUGGACAAUCAAAUCUUCUGUGUGCAUGGGGGUCUCUCGCCCUCCAUCACCUCUCUAGACCAGAUCCGAGUGAUCGACAGAAAGCAAGAGGUGCCUCACGACGGGGCCAUGUGCGAUCUGCUCUGGUCCGAUCCAGAGGAGAUCGACGGCUGGGGUUUGAGCCCGCGCGGUGCGGGUUACCUGUUCGGUGGUGACGUGGUAACCAGCUUCAACCACAACAACAGCGUGGAUGUGAUAGCGAGGGCGCACCAGCUGGUGAUGGAGGGGUACAAGUGGAUGUUCAACCAGCAGCUCGUUACUGUGUGGUCCGCCCCCAACUACUGCUACCGGUGUGGCAACGUGGCAGCUAUUCUGGAGCUGAAUGAGAAUCUGGAGAAGAAAUUCCGUGUUUUUGAGGCAGCACCGCAGGAUGCUAGAGGAGCUCCUUCCAGACGGCCUGCUCCUGAUUACUUCCUCUGA
Closterium sp. Yama58-4 is the source of this 1314-nucleotide messenger RNA. NCBI's taxonomy places the organism in Eukaryota, Viridiplantae, Streptophyta, Zygnematophyceae, Desmidiales, Closteriaceae. The record is from the annotation of a GenBank genome assembly.